Molecule: messenger RNA, 834 nt
Organism: Salvelinus sp. IW2-2015
Lineage: Eukaryota; Metazoa; Chordata; Actinopteri; Salmoniformes; Salmonidae
Source: RefSeq, a predicted model, not a curated record
UUGUUUCACAGACAGACUAAUGACACUCGCGGUGUAUUGUUCGCUUCACCCGUUUCUACUGGAUCCCUGUAGCCUACCAGCUGGUCUGUAUCGUCAUCCCGGGAACAGUGUCUGUCACUGUGGAUGCUUUGACUGAGAUUUCGGGUAGACCACCUAUAGGCCUAUAGACUCGUUUCAUAUUGUUGAAGAGGUCCGAAAAACGCAGCCAGCAAGAGACGACGGGGCAUGUUGCUACAGAGCUAAUAUUGACACAAUAGACCGAUAACUAGUGUGAAGGCGAAAGUGAGAUGUUGUUCACUCACUGACACAGAAAACAACACAAGGAACUGUACUAUUUUACUAACGGUAUCUCGGAGUCUCAAGAGACAAGAAACCAGCAGCGGAUGUCAGGUGUUUCUGAGCUACAGUGUUAGUGUGAUGGACCACCAACAGUGUGAUGGAGGCCAUGUGUCAGAGAGCUGUGACUCACCCGGUAACGGGGACUCCUGGCUACCACCUGCCAAACUGUCCCGCCUGGAGAUGAAUGGUGGCAUGGGCCCCUCAGGGCCAUACCAGGGCAGGACAAGACAGGGGAGCCCAGGGACCAGAGCCCCCACCCCGGCCCCCAUACCGGCCCCCAUACCCACGAUACCCGCACCACAACCUAAGAACUGGCAUAAGAGAGGGAGCCUGCUGCCUGUGCUGUGUGUGGUGGAGCACAGAGAGAACCCAGUCUCGGCAGUGGAGGCUGAGAGGCGAGAGGAGCAUGCAGAGUUUGUACUGGUCAGGAGAGACCUGCUGUUUAACCAGCUGAUAGAGAUGUGGGACUGCAUGCUCCUGAUCCACAGACGCUGA